AUGAUCCCGGCGCCACAACCGUUGCAUCUUACAGGCUCAACUGGCAGCCUGUCUCCCUGCACCGCUCCGGCAAAUCACGAGUCAAUCCUUCUGCCCAACCGUCGCCGUCAUCCAACACUAACGCAGUACACGACGUCUCUGACCUCUUCAAGCGUGUUGCCGUGGAUCCCGAUUCCUUUUCAUGCUGCCCCCCGGCGCCGUUUCACCACCUCAACUACACGUCAACGUUCUUGGGGAGAGGAAGCAGAGCAUUAG
This is a messenger RNA of Colletotrichum paranaense, 255 nucleotides long. RefSeq lists its product as uncharacterized. The coding region runs from base 1 to 255 and encodes 84 amino acids. The record is from RefSeq and is a predicted model, not a curated record. Lineage: Eukaryota; Fungi; Ascomycota; Sordariomycetes; Glomerellales; Glomerellaceae. The transcript has 2 exons.